Molecule: messenger RNA, 1287 nt
Organism: Rotaria sp. Silwood2
Lineage: Eukaryota; Metazoa; Rotifera; Eurotatoria; Philodinida; Philodinidae
Source: the annotation of a GenBank genome assembly
AUGAAUUAUACAUUUUAUUCAUCAAAUAUACUAACAAUUGUUAUUAUAUUUAAUUCAAAUUUUGAUAAAGAAGAAAAAACACAGCAAUUAAUUGAUCGUUUUAAAAAGUAUUAUUCAAAUAAACAAUGGUCAAAGAUUUAUUGGUUGUCAUCGCCAAUAUUUACUACAAUGAAAGAUUUAAAUAAAUCUAAGAGAAAACGUUAUGCUGAACGAUUAAAAAAACAAUUUUCUCAAAUAUUUGAGGAAAUUGAACAAAAAUUAAAAGAAAAAUAUUUAAAAUUUCGUUCAUGUUUUUCAAUACAAGAACUUUAUUUAGAUCUCAUAAAUCAAAAACCUAAUGGUAAACAUACAAAAAUAAAAUGUAAACCUAUUAAAUUUAAUAUUGAAAAUAAAUUGGAAGAAUUAUUUGAAUCAAUAACAGAUGUAACAGAAAAUUUAAAAAUAAUAACACCAACAAGUUAUUAUCGUUCUGAAAUUGAUACAAUAAAAAAAAGAAAAUUACUAGAUAUCAUGAAUGAUUCAAAAACAAUAGAGAAAUUAGAUCAACGUUUAAAAGAAUUAGAAUUAGAAAAAAAAAAAAAAAGUGGUUUAACGAAAUAUUCAUCAUUUAUGAUUGAUUUAUUAAAUAAUUAUACUUAUAUUGAUUUUUUAAUAGCAGAUCUUUAUUUAGAAAAAUGGCGAUUAAAAUAUGUACCUAGAAUUAAAGAAGAAAAAGAGAAAAUUAAAUUAGAAAAAACUUUACAUGAAAAAAAAUUAAUUGAAAAUGAAAAUAAAUCAAUAUCUGCUAGUCAUCAAAUAAUUGAUCAAAAAGUUUUCAAUGAAUUAAAAAUAUUACGUGAACAAGAUGAAAAAUUAAAGGAACAAUUAUUAGAAAUCGAUAAAAAAUCAGCUAAUGUUGAUUUAACAAUUGGUUUAUUAUGUAAUGAAUUAUUUGCAUUAUAUGAUUAUUUUCAUGAUGAGCAACCAUUAAUGUUAGAUAAAUAUCAUGAAGAAUUUGUUAAAAUAGCGAAAGUUAUUGCGAAAUUGAUAUAUAAAGGUUUUUCUAUACACAUAUUAAGAUCCAGACCAUUAAUUUGUCAAUCACAUUUAUUGAGAAUGUCAUUAGAAAAUUUACAUAUUAACGAGAAUAAUCAAUUAGUUAUUUUAACUGUUGUUGGUGAACAAUCAUCUGCCAAAUCAUCAUUGUUAAAUUCAACAUUUGGUUGUAAUUUUCGUGUUAGUGCUGGACGUUGUACCAUAGGAAUGCAUUUAGGUAUCUUUCUUUUAAACUAUAAGAAUUCAUUAUAG